AUGCUUGCCUGGGAAGGAGAGGGGGCGUGGGUUUUGGACCACCUAGAUGGCGAAGCUUGGGACCGGUACAAUGAGUUGCCAGUUACUACAGACCUUGAUGUCCACCGCGAGAACCUUAAAUCGAUCGGUGCAACUUGUCAGAUCAAGGGUGGUUCGAGACCUUACCAUGGUGAGGUCAUGAUAAGGGUGAAGGUGCUAGGGCCUGUUAUAUCCUAG
Penicillium pulvis is the source of this 216-nucleotide messenger RNA. RefSeq lists its product as uncharacterized. NCBI's taxonomy places the organism in Eukaryota, Fungi, Ascomycota, Eurotiomycetes, Eurotiales, Aspergillaceae. Bases 1 to 216 code for a protein of 71 amino acids. The transcript is spliced from 3 exons. The record is from RefSeq and is a predicted model, not a curated record.